Vicia faba (fava bean) is the source of this 1212-nucleotide messenger RNA. NCBI's taxonomy places the organism in Eukaryota, Viridiplantae, Streptophyta, Magnoliopsida, Fabales, Fabaceae. The record is from the annotation of a GenBank genome assembly.
AUGAGGCCCUAUUUAGCUAAGAUAAAAGAGAAAAAGAAUGAACUAGGGAAGCUGGAAUCAAUUGACAGUGGAAAGCCACUGGAUGAAGCACUAGCGGAUUUGGAUGAUGUUGUUGCUUGUUUUGAGUACUAUGCUGUGCUUGCGGAAGGGUUGGAUUCAAAGCAAAAAGCUCCUAUAUCUCUUCCUAUGGAUACCUUCAAAAGCCAUAUUCUCAAGGAGCCUAUUGGUGUUGUUGCAUUAAUUACUCCAUGGAACUAUCCUCUCUUAAUGGCAACUUGGAAAAUUGCUCCGGCUUUGGCUGCUGGUUGUGCUGCAAUAUUGAAGCCAUCUGAAUUGGCAUCUGUGACCUGUUUGGAGUUAGGCGAAAUAUGCCAAGAAAUUGGCCUUCCUCCUGGUGUUUUACAUAUUGUCACUGGAUUAGGCCAUGAAGCAGGUGCUUCUUUGGCAUCCCAUCCUGAUGUAGAUAAGAUUUCUUUUACUGGUAGUUCAAUAACUGGAAGCAAGAUUAUGACAACUGCAGCACAGCUAGUCAAGCCUGUUUCACUAGAGCUUGGUGGAAAGAGCCCGAUCGUUGUUUUUGAAGAUAUUGACCUUGAUAAGGUUGCUGAAUGGACCGUCUUUGGCUGCUUCUUUACUAAUGGCCAGAUAUGCAGCGCAACAUCUCGGCUUAUUGUGCAUGAAAGUAUAGCUGUAGAGCUUGGACCUAUUGUCAGUGAAGCACAGUAUAAGAAAGUAUUGAAUAUGAUCUCAAUGGCUAAGAGUGAGGGUGCAACAAUUUUGACUGGUGGCCGUCGACCUGAGCAUUUAAAGAAGGGAUAUUUUGUUGAACCAACCAUCAUAACCGACGUGACUACCUCGAUGCAAAUUUGGAGAGAAGAAGUAUUUGGACCUGUACUCGCGGUGAAAACAUUUAGCACUGAGGAAGAAGCUAUUGAUCUAGCAAAUGACACUUACUAUGGUUUGGGAUCUGCUGUAAUGUCAAACGAUUUAAAAAGAUGCGAGCGUCUAUCUAAGGCUCUUCGAGCUGGAGUUGUAUGGAUCAACUGUGCUCAGCCAAGCUUCAUUCAAGCUCCAUGGGGAGGCAUUAAACGUAGCGGCUUUGGGCGCGAGUUAGGAGAAUGGGGACUUGAGAAUUACUUGAGUGUGAAGCAAGUUACUAGGUAUAUAUCGGAUGAGCCGUGGGGCUGGUAUCAAUCCCCUUCAAAGCUGUGA